This is a messenger RNA of Salvelinus namaycush (lake trout), 1218 nucleotides long. RefSeq names its product zinc finger protein 271-like. The transcript has 2 exons. The record is from RefSeq and is a predicted model, not a curated record. Gene Ontology annotation, molecular function: DNA-binding transcription repressor activity, RNA polymerase II-specific. The annotation marks the transcript as partial. Gene Ontology annotation, biological process: negative regulation of transcription by RNA polymerase II. Lineage: Eukaryota; Metazoa; Chordata; Actinopteri; Salmoniformes; Salmonidae.
CUGACUGGUUCUUCUGAUGUUGUUCACACAGGAGACCAUGUUGAGCCAUUCUCUAUAUCCAGAGACCAACAGCAGGAAGAUCACAGAGCUAAGAGGUCUCACAACUGCCCACAUUGUGAAGAGAUUUUCUCAAUUUUCUCAAAACUAAAAAUACACCUAAAAAUACACACAGGAGAGAAUCAGUAUUCCUGUACUGACUGUGGGAAGAGAUUCACAACAUCAGGGAAUCUGACGGUUCAUCAGAGAGUACACACUGGAGAAAAGCCUUACUCCUGCUCUGACUGUGGGGCGAGUUUCUCUCGACUGGGCCACUUAAAAACACAUGAACAUAUACAUACAGGAGUGAAGCCUUACUCCUGCUCUGAUUGUGUAAAAUGCUUCACAACAUCAGCUGAGCUAAAAGUUCAUCAGAGAACACACACAGGAGAGAAGCCUUUCUUCUGCUCUGACUGUGGAAAGAGUUUCUCUCAACUUUCCCACUUAAAAACACAUGAACGUAUACAUACAGGAGUGAAGCCUUAUUCCUGCUCUGACUGUGGAAAGAGUUUCUCUCUACAGUGCAACUUAAAAACACAUAAACGUAGACAUACAGGACUGAAGCCUUACCCCUGCUCUGAAUGUGUAAAAUGCUUCACAACAUCAACUGAGCUAAAAGUUCAUCAGAGAACACACACAGGAGAGAAGCCUUACUCCUGCUCUGACUGUGGAAAGAGUUUCUCUCUACUGAGAACCUUAAAAACACAUGAACGUAUACAUACAGUAGUGAAGCCUUAUUCCUGCUCUAACUGUGGAAAGAGUUUUUCUCAACUGGGCCACUUAAAAACACAUGAACGUAUACAUACAGGAGAGAAGCCUUACUCCUGCUGUGACUGUGUAAAAUGCUUCAAAACAUCAGCUGAGCUAAAAGUUCAUCAGAGAACACACACAUCAGAGAAGCCUUGCUCCUGCUCUGACUGUGGGAAGAGUUUUUCUCGACUGGACCUCUUAAAAACACAUGAACGUAGACAUACAGGAGUGAAGCCUUACUCCUGCUCUGACUGUAUAAAAUGCUUCACAACAUCAGCUGAGCUAAAAGUUCAUCAGAGAACACACACAGGAGAGAAGCCUUACUCCUGCUCUGACUGUGGAAAGAUUUUCUCUCAACUGGGCCACUUAAAAACACAUGAACGUAUACAUACAGGAGUGAAGCCUUACUCCUGCUCUGACUGUAUAAAAUGC